Molecule: messenger RNA, 3521 nt
Organism: Manduca sexta (tobacco hornworm)
Lineage: Eukaryota; Metazoa; Arthropoda; Insecta; Lepidoptera; Sphingidae
Exons: 4
Coding region: 40-3516 (1158 amino acids)
Source: RefSeq, a predicted model, not a curated record
UUGAAGAUUAUUUUUCAUUAACGCAGUGACCAAAAUGACAUGAAAAUGUGUAUAACAAUUGUUUUUAUACUUAUUUUUAUAAGAUACAAUGUAUGCGACGAGAGUAACGAAUCGAAAUACAUAGAUUUACUUCCGGAUGAGGAAAAAGAAGAGUUUUUACAGAAGAUAGCUAGAAGGAUUUUUGAAGAAGCAGAAGUGAAAGACGAUAGAUAUAAACAAAGUAGAGAGGUAGCUGACGAUCAGUUAAAUGAACAUACCGAAUUUGUCAAAAAGAUACUGAGGGAAGAAUCUGCGAAUUUAAAACAGCACACUGAUAAUGAAAGAGAAAAAGAAGACGAAUCAGAAGAGGCCAUGAGAGUUAAACCUCUAGUAAAAGAUAAAAUUUCCGACGAGAGAACUCAAGAUGAUAAUAGGUACGUAGAUUUAACGUUACGUCAAGGAAAGCGAAAGAAAAGAAGAGAUAGCUUUGAUACUAAUCUUGAGCAAAACACUGAAGGGUUAGUCAACGAAGAUAUCAAGUAUGAUACAGAAGAGAACAAAGUAAUUGAAAAUGGGGAGGAAGAUAGUAAUUUGGCCAAAGUUCAAAGAGAUAGAAAUUCAAAAGAAUUAGUAAAUAGAAGAGAUCAAUCAAGUUUUGAAGAUAUACAAGUAAAAUAUGUCAAUAGAAAAAACGAUGUUGAUAAUAAAAAUUUAGAUGAAACUGUAUCAAGUACUAAUAGACCUCGAAUAACUCAAAUGACAAAUUUCGAUGCUGAAUCGGUGGAAAAUUUUUCAAAAGAAGAUACUACUCCAAAACACUUGAAAGAUAAUGACGAUAAACCAGAAGGCUUAGAGCCAACCACUACAAAGAGCCCUGUAAGUGAAAAAGUUGAAACAUCAUCUCGAAGAUUUACUGAAUCUAUUUAUGAACCAAUCACAAGAAAUGGUGAUGAGUUAUUGAAAAUGAAAACUACCACAGAAGAAAUUAUUUUAACGCCUACUGAAAAGAUUUCAACUGUUAAAAUUCUUUCAAAUUUCAGCAACAUUAAUACUCAAAAAGUUAAUAUUACAAAGGGAGUCUUGAGAUCUGAAACAGAUAAUAAUUCAACAAUUGAUAAUACCGGUGGUGAAGUAUAUAUGACAAAAUUUAAUAUGGAAAAUACUGCUUCUCAAAUUUAUGAAUAUACUACACAAAGAUCAUACAAUAACGAAAAGAAUUCGUCAUUAAACAAUAAUUCUGUUACUAAUGGCUAUCCAUUUGAUGUUGAAGAACAACCUAUAGAUCUUACAAUUCAUAAUACAGUGGCUUAUGAUACCACAAAAAUAAUUCAUAAUACAGAAUCUACAAACAUGUUGGAUACAAAAGUAGCUAUUGAUACCAAAGAAGCCAAAGAUUUUACAAGUAAUAAUAAGGUUGGUCAUGAGAAUACAAAAAUAGGUGAUAACGCACAACCUACAAACAUAUCUUUGAAUACUGAAGAAGUAACGACCCAUGUUUACCGAACCGUAAAUGUUGUAAAGCCAACUGAAUUAGGUUAUGAUCUAAAUAAAAACGAAACCAACACCAUAAUUGAUGAAAAUAAUAUUGGAUCAACAACGACUAAAACUACGGAGGGGAGUGCGUCGCUGAAUGAAGUCGCGGGUGACGUUGUUAGGGCAUUAAGACAGCGAUUAUUAGAGCAUGAUGAGAAACCUGACUCUGAUGAAUCGUUAGUAAACGAAGAUAAAAUUAAACACGAGGAACCAAAAAAUAGGAAUAAACAAAGUUACAAUGUAUAUGAAUUGCCUCCUAAUGAAAAACCAUUUGUAAUAAAACCUGAAAUCACCAAAUCAAAGAAUCAAGAUCAACCUCAUUAUGUCCCAAUUUAUAAUUAUUCACACGAUAAUGCUUAUUUUAAUGCCCUUAAUCACUUUGGACCCAUCUUGGAUGCUAGUGUAGAAAAAGGAGAUAGUGAUAUAGAAUUUCAUGGAAUCGAAAAGGACGACGUUAUACAACUAAGUGAAGAAAGUUACGGAAUGCCAAAAGAAAACGUUGACAACCGAAAAUUUAGAUUUGGUAACAAAGAGAGUUUUGGUAAUCCUAAACGAACGCAUAAAAUACAAAAAUUAAUGAUGCCGGUUGUCAAACAACAGGAGCAUCACUCCGAAGUUCUCAUUAAUCCAGAUGACUAUUUGGAUACAGAUUACUAUUUUGGUAGAACUUAUGCGCAACUGAGAGAUGGCAGAUAUGACAGAAGUAAGAAAUUACCAGAUUCCCACGAAGAAACUCACCCAAGUCUUGAUACGAUUAAGGAUCAUAUUCGGUCGGUUAGAAAAAUACUUUUUCAAAAUCAAAUAUUCGGCUACAUACCACCUGUGAAUGGUUCUGCAGGAGAAGUAACACCACCUGAAAAGCCUUCGAAAGUAACUGAAGCACCUCCUUACGAUUAUUUAAAGCGAACGAACGACAGAAAUAAUAUAUCUGUAGAUUAUUAUUUUGGACGAAUGAAACAAGAUAGUGAAUAUAAAAGAAAGAAAAAAGGUACAAAAGUUGGUUAUAUAAGAUAUAAUAACUAUUAUGAAGAUUUACAUGUGACUAAAGAUACGCCUGAAGAUUUGAUGAGAAAAGUCAACGUUAUUAAAUUUGGCAAUAAACUUUUCUUCCGAGAUGAUAAAAAAGAUUUUCUGAGGAAUAAGACCAAGAUUUUUGCUCAAGACGAAUCAAUAGAAUAUUAUGAUACUAUUAAGAAAGUAUUAAAACUAACAAAUGAAGUAGACGUGUUCCCAACUCUGGAGAAAAUGCGUCGCAUGAAUAUAUCUUAUACUAGAAGUCGUCAUGUACCUAAAGAUUUGUCUAUAUAUCUCGAAGUAUUGGAUGAAAUAUUAAAAACGGACAUUAAACCAUUCAUCCAAUACGAUUGGCUGGGCACUACAGUUGAAAUUCAGUCAGCCUUGAGUAGAUUAAUAGACUUAACGGAAGCAGUGCAAAAUAAAAUUGUCAUACAUCCAGCAGACUUAGGACUUUUGAAAUACGUCGUUUAUCUAUUUCAAACAGCGAAAACUAUGAUAUAUCUGAAGACGAAGCAAGAUGAAAGAGACAAAUUAAGAAUGGGUGUAAUUCUACCCAGAAAUAGAAAGAGGAAACCAAUGUUUUUGAAAGAAAAGGGUCUGCUCAAUCGAGUGUGGUUGUUUAAGAGGGAAAACAUGAUAGCAAAUGGGGUCUUAAAUGAGUUUAAUAGAUUCCUGCACGAUACGCGAGUAGCUUUGUUUGAUCUUCACGAUGCAAUAAAACAUAUUUCAUUGAUAACUAAAUACACAGACCAAGCAUGGUUUGAAAACCUUCAACGAAUAUACAUGAAGAAUGAUAGAAAGCACUUACUAGAGUUAACCUUACAUCUCACUGCAACUCGUCUGUAUGGGCUCAUAGAAGAAAGCGCGGUAAAUGGAGUUGAAAUAAACACGGUGGAUUACAUUCGGAAUAACGAUAAACAUGUUGAGAGAAGUAUAGAUGAAUUUAUUUUCGUAUUAAGGUUGUUGGAUGAAAUUAAAUAUUUGUAAAUGUA